Moneuplotes crassus is the source of this 1033-nucleotide messenger RNA. NCBI's taxonomy places the organism in Eukaryota, Ciliophora, Spirotrichea, Euplotida, Euplotidae. The record is from the annotation of a GenBank genome assembly.
UUGAUAAACAGCAUGGAAGAGAUUACUUUUGGCCAGUUUGUCAUCGGAGCUCCUGGUAGUGGAAAGACAACAUAUUGAUUUGCCGUUGAGCAGUACCUAACAGCAGUGAGAAGAGAAUAUACCAUCAUAAACUUAGACCCAGCUAAUGAAAAUAUGCCUUACAGCGAAGAGAAGAUCGGGUUAGAUAUCAACGAGUUAAUUACCUUAGAAGAUGUCAUGCAAGAGCACAAGCUGGGUCCUAAUGGAGGCCUUACCUUCUGAAUGGAAUUUCUUGAAGAGAAUUAUGAAUGGUUCGAGGAGAGAAUCAAAAGUUUAGGCAAUAAAUAUCUCAUUUUUGAUCUUCCUGGCCAAAUAGAGCUGUAUACUAACCAUUUCUCUUUACGGAAUAUUAUUCAGAAAUUAACUAAGUCAGGGAAGAUUAAUCUGGCAGCUAUUCAUAUUGUUGAUGGCAUCUGCCUGACAGACGCUACAAAGUUUAUCUCAACUGUGCUUCUAUGUAUGAAUGCUUCUAUUGGCAUGGAGAUGCCAAUGAUACAUGUUUUGAACAAGAUAAACCUUCUAGCUGACUUCCCUCGGCUAAGAUUUAGAUUAAAUGAUUUCUUAAACACUGAAGGUCUAAAGUACAUUCUAAUGUCUGAAGAGAAUGCAGAAAAGGUCCGUCUGGAAAGACUCGGCAAAGGUGCAGAAAAUGAAUACGAAUCCAUAAAGAAAGGUUUCUUUCUUAAAUACAAGGGACUCAACAGCUCUAUUGCUGAAAUAAUUGAAGAUUAUUCCAGUGUCUCCUUAGUCCCAUUCGAUCUGACUGAUAAAAAGUACAUGGCAUACAUAAUCGCACUGGCAGACAAAGCCACCGGAUUUAACUAUGCAGAUAGAUACUCCGACCUCGAACAAAGGCUCGAAUACGACAAGAUCAUCGAGUACAUGAGCUUCGAGGCUGCCGACGACCUCCAGGAAAAAUACCUGGACAAAGACAACGAAGACAUUCUCUAAACUUCCUCUCCUACAAAAAUUCCAUUAACAACCCCAUCUAAAU